CCACUAGCUAGCCUUAAGCAAGCCACACACACACUCGCUCAGCCUCAGCUCUCCAGCUGCUGUAUGGGAAUGAUAAUCCCUGAUAGGACUGAUAACUGCAAGGUAAUGCAUGUGAAGUGUUUUGAACCCUUGAAAGUGUGAUGCAGAUGCUAAUUAUGAUUGCUGUUAUUGUGCCACCUUUCAGCACUGUCUCUGCCUUUUCCAAACUGCAUAUUCAUUCUCUCUCUCUCUCUCUCUCUCUCUCUCACACACACACACACACAUCCCUUAGUUAGAUGAGUUGGUCAGCUCAGAUGGGUAUCUCAGAAGAACAUAGGAAGGUGCCUUAUACUGAGUCAGACCUUUGGUCUAUCUAGCUAAGUAUUGUUCACACUGACUGACAGUGGCUCCCCAAGGUUUCAGGUCAGAAUCCUAACCCUGCUUGACCAUAUAGGCAAACUAGGCAGUUGCCUGGGGUGCCAGACUUUAAGGGGCACCAAGUUAGAUAAAAUUGAUUCCCCCCCCCUUUAAUAUUUGAGGUAAAUAAAAAUUGUAGAGGGGACAUUUUGUAGAUCAAUGCACAUACUCUUUUGUAGACCAGUGUACAUAUCUGAAACACUGCAAAAGGCAUAUUUUUGUCGAGCUUUAUUAUACACAGAGAUUAACGCAAGCUCUCAGCUGAGAUGAUGUCAUUGCAUGUGCAGUAACUCAUCAGGAGAGGUUUCAAUAGAUAGGGAGCAACAUCCUCUAUUUUCUCCUGGGUCGUUCUCUCCCUGCUCCAGCUAGCUGCAGGGAGUCUCUUGCACAUGAGAGAGAGCCGGCAAGUUAGCAGGUGGCUGUACAGUGAGAAACCACUGAAGCUGGAUGCCUGCAGAGAGAGAGAGAGAGAGACCCUGCCAGUCAUCUGGCCAUGAGACAAUAGAGCAUGUAACUCUCUAAACUCUCUAACUACUGAAGCUUUUCUUGGUGAGGUACUGUGCAUGCUCUGACAUCAUUUCUGUAUGAGUCAAAGUACAAUACUGAACAUUCAAAUUGUUUGAUUGUGGCAUGAGGAGCAAGGUUUCUGUGAUGUAAGCGACAACAGCACCUUAGGAGAGCCAAUAGUCUCCAGGAGAAUUUCCAUGAUAACCAAUGUGAUGUCACCUCUCAUUGCAGAUAAACAGAAACAGCUGGGAGUGUACAGUCUGUGUGUGUGAGUGACUCAACUGCAGUGUCAUGACUAUCUACUUAUGUAUGUUUUGUUGCAAAACACAAGUAUUUGUUGUGGCAAAAUGAACAAUAAUAACAUCAGUAAGAUCAUUUUUACUUAGUUACCUUAUUAUUACUUGCCUAUUUUCUGCUAAAAUAAUGUGUCGGCCUUAGAAUUCUGGAUUAUCAGAAUCAGGUACUAAGUAUGUCAGCAGCAUAUGUCAGCUUGGGUGUGAAAAGGGUUUUUAAAAAUAUAUAUAUUAAGAAAAAUGAAGUUUAGUCCUAGACAAGACUGUGACACUGGAUGAAGAGGACCACAAUGUGUUAAUUGGUUAUUUCAUUUUGCCAAGAAAGAUCAUUAACAUAUUUCACUUUAUAUGUGAUUUUUAGCAGAAAAUGUCUUCAAGUAUCAACUACUGGUUGUUUUGCCUUUUUUAUUUUUAUAUUGUUCAUUUAGAAUGCCAUGUAAAUACAUGUAAAUUCAUUCUAGACUUCUCAUCUUUAUAUUGAGGGGGCGGGUGGCAAAGUCAUACUUCGUCUAGGACACCCAAAAUCUUUGGGCCAGUCCUGUUUCCCAGCCCUACUUGGACAUGCCAAGGAUUUAGUCUGGGACCUUCAGCAACCAAAGCACUGAACGACAGCCCCAUCUCAUUCAAAUGAACAAGAGAUUCCCACCUAUCCCCUAACAAGGGCCAUCCCUAGGAGUGGCAUUCUCCAUCAGCCACACUCCUCCUUUGCUACCACUCCUCCCUCCCCCCCCCACUGCUUUGUAUCCAACGCAUGCACAGAACUAAGGAGUUCCAUUGCCUCUCCUUGUUUGAGCAAGGAGAGAGGCGACCAAACUUCCCAGGCAAGUUGCGUGGCAAGAUAGAGCCAGGGCAGCAUGAUGGCGGUGGCUGAAGCAGGCGUCUUGGGGACAGCGAGCACCCUCAUGGCAAUCUCCAGCCUCAGGGGCUUAAACACUUCACCCGCACUCAGCCGAGGAAGAGCAUGAGGGCGGUGGAGGAGGGAGGUCAAGGAGAGAGAAGGCAGGAGGCAGGCUGAGGCAGGCUGCUGCUGCUAAGGAAGAGCAGGAGUCAAGGGGAGGGGUGGAAUCAGAGACUAGGAGAUCUAGGACACAGAUGUUCUGUGCCGGGCCAGCUAGUACAUAUAGAUAACGUGAAUUAAGACAACUAAGGGACAACACACAGAAACAGACAACACAUAUACAUGGAAAAUUGCAACUAGCUCUUUUCUUGUUACGACCUCUAGCAUCUAUUAAGCCAUCUAAGUUACUUAUGCACUAAAAAAAACAAAGAGAAAAAAAGAUGGGAAGAAGAAAAGAAAAGGGCUGAGGACAAAAGAGCUGCCCUUCAGGGGAAAAAAAAAGCCCCACACAUGAUAAAGCAAUGCACCAGGAAGGCAUUGGAAUGUCUGCAAAAGACAUCACAAUGGGUGCACUCUCAGCACACACCCCUUUUAAUCAUGUGAUCAGGGGAAGUAUUGUUAAGGUUGUAUGUGUACCUGGAAGCAACUUUAACAGUGUCGAAAUGGCUCUCUGUUGGGGUGUCUUGCCUGGGAGCCCUCAAAAACACAACCAGAGAUAGAUUGAAAGGGUAACUCAAAACAAGAUGUAAAAAAUUAGGAAAGGGUCCCAUGUUGCAGGUUAGAUUUGAAAUGGCCAAGGCAUGUCUCAGUGUAACCAGUCUGGUUUCAUGAAGAGAUGCAGAGUACUGGUUUCUAAAAGUCUGUGUUUAUUAACUUCUGAGAGAGAGAUGUUGGGAAGUGAUCAUGUGUGAGGCUUGCAUCAAGUAGGACAGCUUGUCUUCCAACCUCAUUAAACAUCUGGGUACAGCUGCUGGGUAAGACAGAGCCAUCCUACCCAGUGGGAUCCUUGCAUACAGUCACUUCCCCCACCUCCUACCUUGCUUUUUACUUGCACACAAUUGCAAAAUGAGAGUGCACAAAGCUCCCUUAGGAUAGACAAGAUCAGUACUAUUGAAUAGGAAUAAUUGAAGUUAUUCCUAUUUGGAAACUACAAGAAUUUGUAAUUCUCCAGCCACUAAAUCUUCGUUUUCUAGCAAGAAUACAGCAAAGUCGCUCCCCCCAGUUAAGACGGCUGCAUAAUUUGUGAUCAUCGCUACCAUUAUGGUGCCUCCUCCAGGCUGUGGCAACAUUGACCCUGAUUAUUAUUUCCUCUGCGACGUCUGCACAGCCUGGGGCAUCGGUUUGGAGACACUGGCUGCUGCGGGCAUCCUGACCUCCCUCCUGCUCCUCCUAGCAUUCUGCAUUCUUAGUUGCAUGGUCAAAGACAAGAAUAAGCAAAAUAUGGUCCCCAUCCAGCUCCUCUUCAUCCUGGGCACCCUGGGGAUCUUCAGCCUCACAUUUGCAUUCAUUGUCCGGCUCAAUAAGAGGACCGGUCCCACUCGCUUUGUCUUAUAUGGAGUCCUUUUUGCCCUCUGCUUCUCCUGCCUUCUGACCCAUGCCUUCAACAUCCUCAAGCUGGUGCGAGGAAAAGUCCCCCUUUCACAACAAUCAAUGCUGGUACAUGCUUGUGGCUUCACACUCAUUCAGAUCAUCAUAGCUGUCAAAUACAUAAUCAUCACAGUAGAAAGAGAUGGGAUUGACUUGGUGAGCAUGGGAAGAGCACAACGCAACAAGGACUUUGUCAUGCUCCUGACCUAUGUGCUUGUUCUAAUGAUCCUCACCACCAUGCUCUCCAUGUUCACCACCUGUGGGCCAUACAGAGGCUGGAAGAGGCAUGGGGUGCACAUCCUUAUCACUCUUGCCUUCUCUAUCGCCAUCUGGGCUGCAUGGAUCAGUGUGCUGCUCACAAGUGGCAACCCUGCAAAUGCUACUCAGAGCAAGUGGGAUGACCCUCUCAUGAGUGCUGCUCUAGUGGUGAAUGGGUGGAUUUUCCUGAUGAUGUACUCAGUGCCUGAGAUCUGCUUCCUUACGGUCCCAUGCCAGUCUGGGGACUAUCCUCCAGAAAAGACUCUCCGGAAAUCCACAACCACACCAGAGAGUGUUGAAGCAGAUAAUACUCAAGCCCCAGAUAAAGAAGGAGCUGAGGAAGACGUUUUGCUCCCUUCUGAUAGGAACUGCUUUCAGCCAGAGAAUCUUGAACCCAAACCAUGUUUCUUGAUCCCCCGGGCAACACUACAUCCUGCACUGAAGCCAGACAUGAGGAUGAGCCGUGAGGCCAAGAAAUCAGCCAAAGAUGUACAUUGGGUGAUACUUCAACAUGAGUAA
Molecule: messenger RNA, 4398 nt
Organism: Hemicordylus capensis (graceful crag lizard)
Lineage: Eukaryota; Metazoa; Chordata; Lepidosauria; Squamata; Cordylidae
Product: retinoic acid-induced protein 3-like
Exons: 6
Coding region: 3295-4398 (367 amino acids)
Biological process (GO): G protein-coupled receptor signaling pathway
Cellular component (GO): intracellular membrane-bounded organelle; plasma membrane; extracellular exosome
Molecular function (GO): G protein-coupled receptor activity; protein kinase activator activity
Source: RefSeq, a predicted model, not a curated record